ACUCACUACAGACAGCUGGCUAAUUAAUCAGUGGUAAGACAUGCGACUCAGACAGAAAAAGGACAUCUCUUCCCUGCAUAGACAUAGCAUAUUUCUGCUUGCUGACUGACUAGCAAAGUUAUGUAUUGCUAUACGUGUCAAACUGUCAAUUCAUCGAUAUGCAAGAUUAAUUUGACCUUCCUAUAAACCAAGCUGAAUAUGAGUCAACGGAAAGGCAAGGGUAGACCGCUUGCAGAUAAAAGAAAUGUGCUAAGUGUUUUUACAAAACACUACAAAUCUCAAAAUAUGACCCCAGUGCCUACUAACAAUGCUACUGCUUGCUGCUCCUCUUGUAGUCAUGCAGAUGGACCAGGAACAAUACACAGUAAUGUAAUGCCUGCCAAGGGUAAACGGCUGAAGACUCGUAAGGAAAGAGACCAUAUAAGGCAGGGAUGUGGUGGGCAAAAAAAACAAUCACAUUCUCGCAUUAAGCAGAGCUGCAGAGAGAAGGAGCUAUGCCAAGGAUCGUAUCAACCACAACCUCACUUACAUAAUUGUGAGAAAUUAGCAAAAGCAUUUGGCCCUAAGGAGCCCUCUUUUAUCACAGAGCGACGUCUCCUUGGCCACCAAGGCCUGUUCAACCAUGAAGUGAAGUCAUUUGACAUUGAACGUCUACUGAGUGAAGAAAGGAGAGCAGAGAGAUCAAAAAAGGAAGUGAUCCACACAAAGAAAAGUAUUUUUUCACCUACUCCAUCUCUCACACAAAAUUCAGGUGAUGACAAGGAAUGUCCCCCAAGUCGUAAAGAUGAACUGUCCAGCAAGUGCAGCAGACAGGGCGAUUCACCUGAGACUGAGAGUCAAACAUGUUUACAAAGUUAUGAUAGGGGAGACAGUGGUGCAAACAAUCAGGGACCAGGACCCUCACCUUGCCAGAGAAAAACAGAUGUUAUGGACCUGUCACCAUCUGAAAGCAACUCCGUCAUUGUUCUGUCUUCAACUCCCAAAAGCACUGUGUCAAAUAACGUGCCACAGUCAACUCCAAGGAUUUCAGUGGAAGAGCACAACUCUCCAAAAGUGCACUGUGCAGGGAGUCCCAUUCAGACAGUGUUUUCUAAUGCAAAUGCUCAACAUUUAGAUUGCCCAUCUGCACGCAUAAAACCCCCAGUGUCUCACCCUAAGGAGCAAAAGCCCAGUAACCCUCCUGAAUCACCUGUAGCUGAGGAUGUAACCAGUGCUAGUCUGGAUCAGAAGGCUAAGAGUGGCAUAGAGAGGAAACAGAUGGAUGCAAAAAUAGCCAGGCACCUAAUUGGUGUUGUGGCUGACCGCCUGUGCCAGUCUCUGGAUCGUCCACUUUUGCUGCGCCACCAUCUGUUGGCAGAGAGCAGGGCCACCCUUCUGCAUGUACUGCAGGAAAGGCAUGGUGCUGUGCUCCAGCAGAAUCUGCUGAAGCUACACACGGUGCUAGGUCUUGGACAGAGUCAGGUGGACAGCGGACAUGGCGCCGGGGUGCACAACAAAACCUCAAAGUGGACAGCAGCUGUUAAUGACGUGCAUGACAGUGACUCAGGGCCAGACACUGGGCAGCAGUCAUUGCUUGGCUCUCAGCAGAGGCCCACUCACAAACGGAGGAGGAAGCAGAAGUGUCCCCAGAGACGGACGCCACCCAGUCCUUUGCCUCCACAGGGACCUCUCAGUGAAUCACAGCAAGGCACUGGCCAGAGGAGCUCACUGGCUUUGCCUUGGACUCUAAACAUGGGAAAAGAGAAACAGAUCCUUAUGGAACCAGCAAAUCCAACAUCUGAUCUGUUUUCACUGGGCCUCCACACAACUGAAACUUUCCCAACUGAUGGCGACGCAUUCUCCUCAAAAUGGGGACCCCAUCCUGGACUACCCCAGCGUUGGAACAAGCAAAUUCAUCAGGAAGAGAUCCGCCCCCAAACCAUGACGGACUCGUAUGAGAAAUGGAGGCAUGACCCAGAUUUGAGCUUUCUCUGCCAAACAGAGGAUCAGGAACAUCACAAGCAGUCUUAUUUCAGUUACAGAGCCAUGUCACAAGAUGGCGCUCUCAGAGAACCUCGACGCUUGUCAGCGCAUCAUCAGUUUGACUUUGAAAGGCACCCUGCGAGGUCUUGCUUUCCUGAUACUCCCCACACCUCUCUGAAAAACCUCCAGCUCCAACCCUACUACCGCUUUCACAAUCCACUCAACUCAGCCACCUCAUCCGUCACGUCCUACAGGCCAGACAUGAACUUUUAUCCCCCUUCAGAGCUUCUGGACAUGGCUUUGUCUCCACCGAAGCCUCUUUCUGCAAGUCCAGAAGGCUGGUCGUACCCUCGGAUGAGGUUAUACUGAACUAAACUAAUCUACAAAAAAUUGAUCAAGCUAGCAAACCCAAUGUGUAUCUUUUUGAGGUGUGAAAAUAUGACCUGGACCAAACAGUGUUGUAGCAAAAAUGAUCGGUCACACUUCCCUGUAUUUUUAGUACAUGUAAUAAUAACUAUUAAUAUCAGUCGACCUCCUCAUAAAAACUCAGAUCGUUUUUCACAUAUAAAUGUUUUGCUAUUAAACAUUUCAGUUCCCAGAUGUAGAAAAAUCUGAACAAAUAACAAAUAAUUUACAGUAAGGGUUUUUGCACACUUUGUAUUGAUUAUUUAAAGUGCAUAACAAUACAUUCUUGUAUUUUUGUUUUUAAAUUAAAUUUUAAAACAUUU
Molecule: messenger RNA, 2690 nt
Organism: Sardina pilchardus (European sardine)
Lineage: Eukaryota; Metazoa; Chordata; Actinopteri; Clupeiformes; Clupeidae
Exons: 4
Coding region: 199-2331 (710 amino acids)
Source: RefSeq, a predicted model, not a curated record